This is a messenger RNA of Echinostoma caproni, 738 nucleotides long. Lineage: Eukaryota; Metazoa; Platyhelminthes; Trematoda; Plagiorchiida; Echinostomatidae. The record is from the annotation of a GenBank genome assembly.
AUGGAUUCGGGUAUGCUCGACACGAAAACUGUCGAGGAAAUGGAGGAGUAUAUGGACGAACUCGGAAUGCGAUUCGAAUACUCAUGCAAGAAGGAACGUGAUCCACUUGCCUGUCAUUCAUUUGCCCAGUGGCUAGAAACUUACAAGCGAUUGCCUAAAGAAUGCGCUGAUGUGCUCAAAGACAAUUGUUUUGAUUUGAAAUACGGCCAAAGUUGCUUCAAGUACGGUUACCUCCGAUUAUUCGGCAGAAAUGAUCUGUAUCGUGAUCCUCUCGCUGCGUUCCAAGCCUUUGAGUUUGGAUGCAAGUCAACCGAUCAUAGCAAAUGCUGUCAGGCUGCUGGUCGUUUAGUUGCGGAAGGGAUUGCCAGUCACGCGCCAACAUUGACCACCGCCACACCCCUGUUCGAGCGUGGAUGUAAACUGGGAUUACCGGAAAGCUGCUUUCAUUUGGGNCAUUUGGGCGGUGCAUCACUUACUUUGGCCAUGAAGAAAGAACAAGAGAACGCAAACACCACCUCGUCAACCAUCCUUCAGUCGGCUGCCGAUCUUCGGGCUAAGGCUUUGGAAGCCUGGUUAGAAGGAUGCAAAUUGGGUCAUGAAUUAUCCUGCCGAAAUGUGGCGCGAAUGUAUUCUCUGGGCGACGGAGUCACCGCGGAUCCGGUCAAAUCGAAGGAGUACUUAGACCGGGCAGAACGUGUGGCCGCGGAGAAGAUGAAAAGUGCUGCAGCCGAAACCUGA